Messenger RNA from Symsagittifera roscoffensis, 3688 nucleotides. Its product is annotated as serine/threonine-protein kinase VRK1-like. Gene Ontology annotation, molecular function: ATP binding; protein serine/threonine kinase activity. The transcript has 3 exons. Gene Ontology annotation, cellular component: cytoplasm; nucleus. NCBI's taxonomy places the organism in Eukaryota, Metazoa, Xenacoelomorpha, Acoela, Convolutidae. The record is from RefSeq and is a predicted model, not a curated record. Bases 2096 to 3481 code for a protein of 461 amino acids. Gene Ontology annotation, biological process: peptidyl-serine phosphorylation; signal transduction.
CGAGGGUUAACUCAUUUGAUUUAAACAACUCCUGUACUAUGUUUUUGGCCUGUAAUUGCAUCAAUUGCCGUUCUUAGUACACCUUGAUUAUAUAUUUAAUACUUGAUUAAGUGCUGAGUAAUUUGUUGCUCGCCGUGUCACUAUAUUAAUGUGAUACACCAUGUAAAUAGCCUUUCAACAAUCUGUAUGAUGCCUUUACAUAUGUUAAAGGGAAUUAAUUCUUUCCGUAGUAGUAGUAGUACCAUUAAAAACACGGCUCAGAUUCCAUCAUUUACUAUGUUUUUAGUGACAGUUAUAUAUUAAAUCCAUUGGGGGAUAGAUUGACUUUUCCUUCUCUCUAGCUACUCGUGCUCUGCAAUACUAUGUAAAAUCGGAGUUAAUUCAAGUAUUCAGGGCAUCAUUAGUAGCUAAAAAAUACGUUUAAUAGUUUCACAAAGUCUCUGGGCACCGGGCCUCCAAUUCCGUUUUUCCUCAGAGACAACGUCGUUAUCCCUCCAAUCUCGUGGUACGGGAGGGUACGGAUCCGCUUCGGCUGUCCCAUCGAACCUUCCUUUCUCCCUGCUCUUAUUGUCCUUUUCUGGUCAAAAUGGCCGUUUUCACGUUUCUCAGAAAUGCUCCAGUCUAAAUCGAAAGUUUUUAAUUCUGAAUAUUCCUACCCUCCUUUUCGUAACGAAUUCGUAGCUAACGUCGCAAAUUCCUGGUUUCGUUCUCGUCGGAGGGUUCGACUGUGCCAAUACGGGGAAUGGCACAGUAGGCAGACAAUUCUUCUCGUGAAUUCUGCAGAUAUGCCAUUUGUGAUCAGCAAUUGAACUGGCGUGAACUUAGACUCGUUUUUUUCAGGCAUGACUGUUCAUUUCGAGUUUUAAAAAAAUUUAAAUCCCAAAAGAAAACUCAAUAUGACCGACUGGCAUAUUGGUAGCGAAACCGCUCUGGAAUUGAGAGAAGUCCAAUUUUUUAUGGGCGUACAAUGAUCGCAGCUGAAACUCACGAUUAUUUAAUGAAAUUAAUAUGCGAAGGUCGUGUGAAUUCCCAAGUCGCACUUCUGACUUUAGCCCGCCCUUCCUUGAGUAUUUUUUUCCGUAUCUGCGGCGUUAUGAGCUCUUACGAAUUUUCAAGAAUUGUUUCAGCCUAUUUGAAGGAAUCAUAUUUUCACCUAUUACGAUUUACCGUCGUGUCCUUACAAUAUAUUCUAGAACGUUAGCGACCGUACCGCAGAUGCGAGGACGUGAGACUUCUAAUGUUCAGGUCGGAGGUUGAUAUCUUGAACAAUUAAAUUGUUUUAUUCUUUGUUUGGUUACCCUUUUUUCUGCAUAGCCUUGACAAUUUAAUAGCAAAUGUAGCUGUUUUAAUGGUAGCUUAAUUUACAAUCGAUCAUGGCGGAGAUGCAAGAUCGCGAGAGUUCAAGUCGUAAGGUUGAUUUCAACAUAAGAAAAAUUUUGUUUACAAGACUUAUUUCUACUAUUUAUUCCGACCAUCGAAACUGGGAAGGAACUUUGUAUGCGGGUGUGUUUCAGUUUUUUUUUUCAUUUAUUGUUUUCCACGCAAAGUCACGCCGCUCAAAUAAUCAUCGGAAUGGGUCGCGUGAUAUAUCUAAUUGAAUACCUCUCAAUCGUGAUUGGAACAACAUUUUAAAUUUUCACUUUCACUUGAGAUUUAGUCUAAUUUUGAGCGAUUAACCCGAACGGGUAACGUUCGUUGUAUCAAAUUGGUCAAUAAUCUAAAAAACCAGGUUUACCACAAGAAAAAUUAGUAUGGAAGCUGCAUUUAGCGCUUCCUCAGCAAUAAAAUAAUCAAAAAAUGAUAGUUUCAUAAAGGGUUGCUCUGACCUUUUGCUUUAUGUCUUUGUAAAAGUCUUACUGCAAAAACCUGAGUUUUGGCUUAUUUUGUCCACUGGGAUGUUAUGCGUGUAAAUUGCGAUAUUUUUCCCACUAAUUUUUCAACUUAGGGUUUUAGUCUAAUUUUUGAGUCGGUUAGCUCGUCAUGCUAUGUUUGUGAUAUAUGGCAACUGGCGCGAAGCUCUGCUUCGCGUCUGUGUUAAAUGUCAGAUGCAUUUAAAGAAAUCGAUGUUACCAAUGUCAUGUUACCUUCCUGAGUAAUGCCACCGAAGAAAGCAAAAGUCAAUCAUAUUCUUGCGCCCCCACUUCCAUCGGGCACGAUUUUAACUGAUGUUUUCAAAAAACGCUGGCAAGUUAAAUCACCUAUCGGGCAAGGAGGUUUUGGGGCAAUAUAUUCAUGCAAAAAUGAAGACGGUAGCUUCGGAAAUCAGGAGUUUGCCUUGAAAGUGGAGCCCAAAGAUAAUGGACCGCUGUUUGUUGAAAUCAAUUUUUACCAACGUGUAGCAAAGGUGGAAAUGAUUGACAGCUGGGUAAAAAUGAAAAAAUUAUCUUACCUUGGAGUACCAAAACUCUAUGCUCUUGGAUCGCACGAAUUUUCAAAAAAGCCCCUGCGUUUCCUUGUCUUGGAAAAAUUUGGAUGUGACAUUCAGAAAUUUUUUGAACAGAAAAAGAUUUUUCCUGUUUCAACGUGUUAUAGAAUUGCUAUACACCUUAUUGAUGCUCUAGAAUAUCUGCAUUCGCAUGAGUUUGUACACGCAGAUAUUAAAGGUGCUAAUAUUUUACUUGAUCCAGCUAGAGGUGACAGAGUUUAUUUAUUGGAUUAUGGGCUGGCGUCGCGCUAUAAGCCCAAUGGAAAUCACAUUCCUUACAAAGAAGAUCCAAGGAAGGCACAUGAUGGUACAAUAGAAUACACUAGCAUUGAUGCGCAUAAAGGUGUGAAAUCAUCGAGACGAGCAGACUUUGAAAUACUUGGCUACGUUCUGCUUCAUUGGACAACGGGAUCCUUACCAUGGCUGCACGUUUUGUCUAACCCUAAUUCUGUCAGCGCCGCAAAAAUACAGUUUUAUUCUUCCUUAUCCAAUUCGCUGUCGGCUUUCUCGCCAAAAGUUGACAGUACACUGGAAAAAUAUUUACAAAGUGUAAAAUCUAUGGCGUACGAACAGGAACCAGAUUACAAAAAGAUUAAAACUUUUUUCCAAGAGGGUUUGAAGAGAUUAAAAGCGAUCAAUUCCGGAAAAUUGAUAUUUGACAUCAAGGUACCCGAAGAAAGCAGUGUUAAGAGUUCAAAUCCAAAUGGAACCGAACCAGUAGCGAAACGGGGUCGCAAACCAAAACACAAGCAGACAGUUAAUUCAGAUUCAGAGGCUGAACCAGAAAAUCUUCCUUCAAAGCUGAAAAGAACGACUCUCAGCUCAACAGGAAACGAAAGCAAUGAUUCAAUGGUGACAGCUUCGAGUAGUCUAGUUGCGGUCGAGUCUUCGCCUGGAGUUCCACCGAAAAAGCUCGCCAAGAAGUCUGCAGCUAAAAAUAAAGCUAUCGAAAAACUAACUGAUGUGAACGAUCGCCAGUGUCAAACUUCGCCCUGGCUGUACGAGGAGUUUAGAGCUGAACGAAGAAAGCGUCGACGACAGGCUUACCACGAAUGAUUAAUUUAGCAGCAGCAGACACUUUCAGUUCAAAAGCAUCUAAGAGUCGCAGUUGUGUUUGAAGUCUAAUUAAAUCUCUGAAGGCUAAAUGAACUAUUGUCCAGAUGGGCCUCUAACUGAGUAUUAUGUCAAAACCGACUGUUUGAUUUGUUCUUGAGUUUUCCUAUAAAUUCAAUUUCUGUAAUCAAAUAGCCCACUCUUGUUGUU